AUGGGUGGAUCAUCUUCAUUUCCAAUAAAUGUUGAGAAAAUUGGCCUUUUCGGGUGGCCCAGGAAAAAAGAUGAUUCCAAAGGCAGAACAAUUCUUAUUAAUAGCAUACCCAGUCAAGCCGAAGAAGCCUCUCGUAUUAAUAAGCACUUUUGCGACAACAGAGUCAUCACCUCUCAUUACACUUGGUGGAAUUUUUUUCCUGUGGACCUAUAUGAGCAAUUUCACAUCAUUGCAAACUUUUUUUUCCUUCUGGUUUCCAUUCUUUACUUCUUCGGGGAGACUCCGAUAAAUCCAUUAACAACGAUUGCGCCACUUGUGACCGUUAUUGGUGUCUCGAUGAUCAAGGAUGCUGUCGAUGAUAUGAAGCGCCACAAGACAGAUCGUGAGUUUAAUAGAACUCCCUACUUAGUCUUAGCCCACGAUCCAGAUGGACAAACCUCAAGAUGGGAGAAUCGGCAGUCGCAAAAACUUCGUUGUGGGGAUAUCAUAGUUUGCUUUGAAAAUAACUCUUUUCCUUGCGACAUGUUACUUCUUGCCUCCAGCCAUUCCAAUGGUAAAGUUUACAUUACAACAGAUAACCUUGAUGGCGAAUCCAGUGUGAAAACCACUAAUACCUUGUCUUUCACCCAGUCUGCUCUAGUAUCAGCAGUACAGCAUAUUGAACAAGAACAGUAUGAGGACAUUACAAUUAAUCUCCCACGCUCGACGAUAGUGUGUCAGAACCCCAACGACGACCUAAAGUCUUUUGAGGGCAGUCUCAACUACGAAGAGGAAUCGACUCCUCUCUCACUGAACAAUCUGGUUUUACGUGGAUCAAACCUUCGUCAUACAUCCUUCAUUCUUGGUGUCGCUGUAUAUACUGGAGCUGAUACCAAAUUAUCAUUAAAUGGCAAGCCCGGCUUUCGAAAAUUCUCCUCCUCUUCAGGAAGAUUCAACGCAAUCCUACUAGGUUUCAUGGUGUUUAUGUUCCUGAUAACCCUUCUUACAACCAUUUUGCACUUUGCUUGGAGACGUUUACCCCUUGGAUCAGCUUGGUAUAUCCUUAAUUCACCCAUAACUCCCUGGAGGAGGGUCGAGCAGUACCUCACCUUAUUGUUCAUCAUUAACUACCUCAUACCUAUCUCAAUCAUGGUGACUAUGGAGUUUCAACAAUUGUUACUGGCUCUAUUCAUCUCCAAGGACAUUGAAUUUUACGACCCGGAGACUAACGAAAAGGCACAAGUAAAUGCCACAAACCUUGCUGAUGAACUUGGACAAAUUGAGUUUCUGUUUAGUGACAAGACUGGGACACUGACACAAAAUAAGAUGAUAUUUAAGAGCUACAGUCUAGCCAACGAUCCCCAUAUCUACAACGUGGAAGAAGGUGGCUUAUUUAUGAUGCGAGAUGACAGUAAAACUGUCUCAAUUUCGGAAACGCAUAAAGAGGACUCCACCGCAUUACAGUCAGUCAACGCCACCAACUACUUCUCAUCUUCAGAAGAGGAUGAUACUGAUGAGUUAGGAGAUAGUAAUAUCUGGCAGCAUGGACUUCAGACGAAACAGCGCGUGUUCAAACUAUCAAAAGAGGCGAAACAAUUUUGGCUCAACGUCGUACUGUGCCAUUCUAUCGAGGCUAAGAUUAAGAUUGAUAAGGAGACUAACGAAGAAGUUAUCACCUACAAUGCAGCCUCCCCAGAUGAAAAGGCCCUUGUCGAUGCCGCAGCAAAAGUUGGUCUCAUCUACCUUGGAGUGGAUGAGACGGUAAAUAAAGCUGGAAAAGAGUACAAUAUUCGCCUGGUUCGCUUCAAUCCGGGCGUUCUAAACGAAAAACAAAGUAAUUUGAAGACUCGGCGCUACCGCAUGGACGCAGUCCUCGAAUUCAACUCUGUCCGUAAACGCAUGUCAGUGAUGAUACGAGAUGAAAAUGGUCGAUGCUUUGUCUACACGAAAGGUGCUGAAGUGGCGAUGUUAGAUCCCAGACGAUGUGGUAAGACUCCCUCUCACGUAAAAGAUGAAAUCAUUCGCAAAGUGACAGAAUUCGCGAUGUCUGGCUUGAGAAUCUUAGUUUUCAGCGUCCGUGAAGUGGACUCUUAUACAUACGAGUCCUUGUUGCAGCAAUUGAAGAAUGCCCAAUGCCAACUCGGUCCAGAGCGAGCACGAGCCAUCGAUGACGUUUCUGCUAAGAUUGAAUCCCAAAUGACGCUAAUAGGAGUUAGCGGUGUGGAAGAUAAACUCCAACCCGGAGUUAAGCGUUGCCUCCAAAGUCUCAUCUCGGCGGGCAUUCAAGUGUGGGUUCUCACAGGUGACAAAGAAGAGACAGCGGUUCAGAUCAGUCAGGCAACUGGUCACUUUCCCCCAGGGACAACCCUGAUUCGCCUAACAAAUGGGCAGAGUGUGGACGACGUAGGACGUGCGAUCUACGUUCAAUUGGAGGGUAUGAAAGCACGUCUGGAGGUGAAGAGAACACGGAAUAGGUUCAAAAACCUCUUUAAGAUGAAGAUGGGACAGCAAACAAAUGUGAGAGAGAAGAUGAGUGACAGUGACUCGGAUUCCUCCGUCUCAUCUCCUGACUCCACCGACAUUGAGUUUCCUCCGAAAAACAAUGCCACUUCCGUAUUUCACCGCGUCAUACACGGCUUUCGAGCCGCUUUGGCAGAUGGUCUUCGACGUCACAGACGGAAGAACCCCGGUGGAGCUAACGAACCCGUCGGUUUGGUUAUCGAUGGUACAACUCUACGCUACGCUAUCAUGGUGCUUCUGGAGACCUGGGUAUACCUUGGACUCAAUUUGGCUGACAGGCAACAGGUGAUGAAUAAGUUGCACUCGCCAUUGCUUUGUUAUUUAAUCACAUUGCAAGUAAUCGGCUCGCUAUUCAUUUUUAAGCCGGUGCUUCGAGAUCAAUUCCUGUGUCUCUGCAUGAACGUCACCACAGUGUUGUGCUGCCGCAUGACACCACUGCAGAAGGCUGCGGUCGUACGUCUGGUGAGCCAUGGUUUGGACGGUGUUGGUGGUGGUGGUCGUCCGGUUACGGCAGCCGUCGGGGAUGGUGGCAAUGACGUCGCUAUGCUUCUCGAGGCUAGUGUUGGUGUCGGUAUUUUUGGAAAUGAGGGGAGACAGGCCGUCAGAGCCUCGGAUUACGCCCUACCACUCUUCAGACACCUUCGACGUCUGAUUUUGGUUCACGGUCACUGGAAUUACUACCGUAUCAGCAUGACGGCGAAUAUCUUCUACUUCAAGAAUGUGGCUUUUGUAGCCAUUCAAAUUUACCGAAUGUUCUACGAUGGCUUCUCAGGUCAGUCCAUGUUCGAUAGCCUUCUCUACACCUUCUACAACCUCACCUUCACCUCGUUUGCGCCGUUCGUUUUUGGAAUCUUUGAGCAACAUGUUUCAUCCAAAGAUCUGAUGCAUCGUCCCUACCUUUAUCGUCUCAUGAAUCUAUCGGCAAACCUUCGCUGCUGGUACAUUCUUCUCUGGAUUGCUGACGGAUGGUGGCAUGGGACGGUCAUAUAUUACGUCUGUCAUUACGUCCUUGCCGGUGGAAUGAACUUCUCAGACGCUCAUUUUUUUCAGUCGGGGGUCUCCUAUGCUGGCGUUGAUUUCAACAUGUUCGGCAACGCCUGCUACAUUUACGUGGUAGUGACGGGAACAGUGCGCAUUGUUGUAAUGUCGAGAUACCUCAACCGGUUCAUCAUCAUCGGUCUCUUCGUCACCGGAGUUAUGAACCUCUCUAUCAUGUUCAUCUAUCAGACCUUCGGCGGGACAUCCACCUACAUGUACAUGAACUAUGUGUACCUGGCCUCCUGCCCUGCAUUCUGGUUGUGUCUGCCAUUGGUUUUGGCUCUCACCCUCCUCCCAGGCAUCCUUUGGCGUAUCAGUUCCGAUGCCUGGUGGGACUUUCAGAUCGCACUGAGCGGAGUGAAGCGGAUCCGCGAGAGACGAAAGCGCUACGCCUGGCAGAACUUCGUCACUCGGGUCAAUUCUGCUCCCUGA
This is a messenger RNA of Echinococcus granulosus, 3969 nucleotides long. Its product is annotated as Putative phospholipid-transporting ATPase. The record is from RefSeq and is a predicted model, not a curated record. Gene Ontology annotation, biological process: phospholipid translocation. The transcript has 9 exons. Gene Ontology annotation, cellular component: trans-Golgi network; plasma membrane; endoplasmic reticulum. Gene Ontology annotation, molecular function: ATP binding; ATP hydrolysis activity; magnesium ion binding. The coding region runs from base 1 to 3969 and encodes 1322 amino acids. Lineage: Eukaryota; Metazoa; Platyhelminthes; Cestoda; Cyclophyllidea; Taeniidae.